AUGACAAAGGAGUAUCAAGAUCUUCAGCAUCUGGACAACGAGGAGAAUGACUAUCGUGUCAGACAAGGACCGCCUCCUAGCCGCAGACCACUGUUUCAGCGGCUCUGCUCUGGACCCCGCCUCCUCCUGCUCUCCCUGGGCCUCAGCCUCCUGCUGUUGGUGGUUGUCUGUGUGAUCGGAUCCCAGAACUCCAAGCUGCAGGAGGAGCUGCAGGCUCUGAGAGAGACCUUCAGCAACUUCACAGUGAGCACAGAGGCUGAGGUCAAGGACCUGCGCACCCAGGGAGGAGGUGUGGGCAGAAAGAUGAAGUCCCUGGAGUCCCAACUUGAGAAACAGCAGCAGGACCUGAGUGAAGAUCACUCCAGCUUGCUGCUCCAUGUGAAGACCUUUGUGUCUGACAUACGAAGCCUGAGCUGUCAGCUGGCCAUCCUCCAAGGCAAUGGCUCGGAAAAGGACUGCUGCCCGGUUAACUGGGUGGAGCACGAAGGCAGCUGCUAUUGGUUCUCUCGCACGGCCAAGUCCUGGCCCGAGGCUGAGAAGUACUGCCAGCUGGAGAACAGCCACCUGGUGGUGGUCAGCUCUUGGGAGAAGCAGAAAUUUGUCCAGCACCACAUGGGCCCUGUGAACACCUGGAUGGGCCUCACUGACCAAAAUGGGCCCUGGAGAUGGGUAGAUGGGACAGACUAUGAGACGGGCUUCAAGAAUUGGAGACCAGAGCAGCCUGAUAACUGGUUCGGGCAUGGGCUUGGCGGAGGCGAGGACUGUGCCCACUUCACAAAUGAUGGCCGCUGGAAUGAUGACGUCUGCCAGAGACCCUACCGCUGGGUCUGCGAGACAAGGCUGAAGAAGGCCAGCCAGGAGCCUCCUCUCCCCUAAGUUAUUUCCUCAAUGCCUUCACCUGUGGACGGGCCCUCGUUUGGGGAUCCUCCUAUCUGGGGGCCUCCUGCAUUUUCUCCGGGGUUUUCACCUAGGAUUUUAAGGGAAGGGGAGAGAACGGUGUCUGAGGAAUGUGGAGUGAUGUUCUGAGAGGCGGGGAGACUGAAAGCUAUGUCACUCUCUGCAGUUUGCAGGUUAUUAUUGCCAACU
Molecule: messenger RNA, 1086 nt
Organism: Miniopterus natalensis
Lineage: Eukaryota; Metazoa; Chordata; Mammalia; Chiroptera; Miniopteridae
Product: asialoglycoprotein receptor 1
Source: RefSeq, a predicted model, not a curated record